This is a messenger RNA of Schistosoma rodhaini, 2856 nucleotides long. The record is from the annotation of a GenBank genome assembly. Lineage: Eukaryota; Metazoa; Platyhelminthes; Trematoda; Strigeidida; Schistosomatidae.
AUACACAACAUUAUUCAAAAUUUUACCUAUUUCAAAUUUUCCAAUGAUCUCGAAAUAUCUAACGAUCAUAAAUCGUUAGAUACUUUCAAUCUUACUAAUUAAAACACAUUUAACAUAUAAUAGUAUACAAAUGUAAAUAUUGUUAUAAGGAACUAGUAAUGAUAAUCAUAAUCGAAAAUUUUUAAUUCAUAAAAAGAAACUGGUGUUAAAAGUUAUGUUACCUUGAAGAAUCCUUGAACUUUUUGAAAUACCUUCUAGUUGAACAAUCAUUAAACAUUGGAAAUUGAGCAGUCAACUGCCAUAAUAACCUUUUCAAAGACUAUAUAUAAAUGAAUACAAAUCUACCUAGUAAUGUUAUGCAUUAUAUUAUAUAAUUGGUUUUAUCGGAAUCAGAUUGUAUCUUCUCUUGGAUUAUUAUCAUCAGUUGUCAUGUGACACAUAUUAACAAUCUAUUUCCACACUUUGAGUUAAAAUGAGAUAUGUUUGUUUAGACUCUAUAGUUCUCGAAAUUUACAUUCAUAUUUAAUAACGAAAAAACAAAAAAAGUUCAAUUAUGUAACAACUUAAAAUCGUACUUUAGUGUUUAUGUAACGACUGUUGUAUAAAUAUAAUUGGUUGACCUAUGGAAAGUGAUAAGUCUGGUUUGAUUAAAUCCCCUGGUUCUGUAUUAAGGAGACAAGGUCGAACAAACAGUAUACGUGGUCAGAUCCGCAGUUUAACAAACAAAAUGACUCCUCAACCAGUUAACAAACUGGAGGAUAUAAAACAUGAACAAAAGUCAGUAAUCACUGAAGAAAUUCCAACUACACGUGUGAAUACACGUCUAUUUAAUGCACGUAAACAAUUCUCCAAACCAACUGUUCCAAUAAUAUCACUCGAUGAUCAAAACUCCUUAACUACUAGUCCUCAAUCAUCAAGAUCCACAUUCAGUCAUAAAAAAAUGUAUAAGACCGAUUCAAUUGAGUCUAGAACAUCAAUGCCUGUGUCACCAUCCGAAUCACAUUAUUCACCUCAUUUUGAAAAAAAUUUAACACAGGUCACUACAACUAUGCGUGCACUGUCAACGUCUCCACGUGUAGGCUCACCGAAUGCUUUGAUUCCUCCCUAUAAUAAAUCUUUACAGCCUUUGGCUUUUUCAUAUGAUUCCAUAAAUCCUGACUAUCAAAUAAAUAAAGAUACAAGUGACAAACAUUCACGUGAAAUCUACACCACUAAUAAUAGAGUUAAACCGAAAGGUCUAUUAAAUCCUAAAUCUGAACUCAUUAAAAGUCCUCAAGUAACAGGGAAAAACUUGAUUCCGAUGACGUCCUCUGUAAUGACAUCAACAUCAGCAAUAGCAUCAAAUACAGGUGAUGAUAUUUUAUUAGGAUUAGUGCAUCAAAAAUCAACAGAGUCACAUGAUUCCUCAAUAAGCAUGCCUAGUGUUACUAGUUCCGGUGGUAGUCCAUACACAUCAGUUGGUUCACGACUACUUAGACAAAACAAAAAGGAAGAUAAGUUAUACAGAAGUACUGAAGUUAAUUUUUAUACGGAUGACGAUGGAAUAAAGCAGAGUGAACAGCAUAUUGUAAGACGUUCAAGUUAUGAAAUGGCCACUGGUAAGAUAGAACUUCCAGUUGAAAAUCAAAAAAAGAAGAAGUUUUGGAAAGAAGCAUUAUGCACAUUGAAAGGAAAAAAAGAGUUGCUAUUCAAAAAACAAAUGAAAAGGUCAGAUGAAUGCAUGGAAUUUGGUGACCCUGUAUAUCAUUUACUGCGAUGUGCUGCAUCUCCUGGUAAGUAAAUUGAUAACAUAAGAAUUCUCAAGCAUUUUUCAGCAGCUUGUUUGUUAUUUUACUAAAUGAAAUACAUGGAUAUAGAUGAUAGGUGGUUGGAAGUAGAUAACUAAAAAUCCUGCUUGACCUAGGUUUUAUAUCAAUUAAAACUUAGCAGUAGCUUGUUCCUGUGGUAGUUAGCGAACUGAUUUACUCUGUGGAAUUCAAACUUGCAUCACCCAGUUUCACAUAUUAGGAUAGUAUCAGAAAGCUAGUCAGGUCAAGUGCCGAAUAGCAUGAAGCCUUAAUCAAACAUGUUUUCUUGUUGAUUACCGCCAACCACCUAACAUUUCAAUGAAGUUCAUGUGAUAUCGUGUUACCUGAAAUAAUUGCUAAAAUGCCACUUAUGUGAUAGGAUUUGGACAGAAUUUAGAAGGAUAGACGAAUAUUACAUCGGUCACUUUUCAGUGAUUAAACAAUAGUAAUUUAGAUAUUCACCAAACGUAAAAUAUCAUUUAAAUAGUACAACUCACUCUAACAUCAGUUAGUUUAAAACUGUCGGUUUUACGUUAGUUUUCACCUUGACAACACAAACUGAUUUCUUGAGACUCUAACACUAAAAUUGUCUAACCAAAUGGAAUAACAUGUGAAACGUUGAAGAAUAAUGUUAAACGUUUAUCAAGUUUUCUAUAUACAUAUCAAUUAUGACCUGAAUGUUUGUACAUUAAAUUUGGAUAGUCUUAUCUAAACGAAGCAGCAUCCAUAUUUUUUCUAAGUUAUCCUCAGUCCCUUAUUAUAUAUUCAGACAGGAAUUAGACUCAUUCCUGUAAUUCUUUACUAAAAAUAUGUUUAUGAGUUCAACUAGCCAUUAAAAUACCACCAGUAACUAUGAUAUAUUUUUUAUGAAACUAUGUCACUUAUUUAAUUGUUAUAUCGUUCUUACACUAUAGUAGUGAAUUAGAACUAAACUUUGAAUAAAAGUAAUUGUUUCACUUCUCAUCAAGAAUGUAGAAAUAUUAUUUCAAUCAUAGUUACUAUUUCAUUAUGUUCUCGUAUGCAUAUUACUUACUUACUUACAUACGUACUUACGCCUGUUACUCCCAAU